This is a messenger RNA of Pseudozyma flocculosa PF-1, 2556 nucleotides long. RefSeq lists its product as uncharacterized. The record is from RefSeq and is a predicted model, not a curated record. The transcript has a single exon. NCBI's taxonomy places the organism in Eukaryota, Fungi, Basidiomycota, Ustilaginomycetes, Ustilaginales, Ustilaginaceae. Gene Ontology annotation, biological process: protein deglycosylation; glycoprotein catabolic process; protein quality control for misfolded or incompletely synthesized proteins. Gene Ontology annotation, cellular component: cytosol; nucleus. Gene Ontology annotation, molecular function: carbohydrate binding; peptide-N4-(N-acetyl-beta-glucosaminyl)asparagine amidase activity. The coding region runs from base 1 to 2556 and encodes 851 amino acids.
AUGCCAUCACGUUCCGCCGUGACCUGUGGCAGCCUGCUGUCGCUCCUCGCCCUCUCGACCUCCUUUGGCGUCACCGCCGCCACCGACGCACAGCGGCUCACCACCUAUGUCGACCCCCUCAUCGGCACAGAGGGCCCAACGCCCGGCAGCGCCAUCGCAGGCGGCAAUGCCUUUCCCGGCGCCGCCCUGCCGUGGGGCAUGGCCAAGCCCGGCAUCGACACCAGCUACCUCGGCCUCGCCCCGGGCCUUGCCGUCGACGUAAACUCGGGCUACUCUCCCCUCGGCAACCUCACCGCCGUCAGCAUGAUGCACGUACACGGCACCGGCGGCGCACCCACCUACGGCAUCAUCUCCCAGAUGCCCAUCUACGGCAGCCUCGACGCCGUCAACCUCGCGGACAACACCACCUACUGGCAGAACCGCUCCCUCGCCGCAGAGCGCGCCCAGGUCGGCCGCUUCUCGACGAGCCUGCUCAACGGCGUCAACAUCUCCAUGUCCGCCUCCUCGCACUCGGCCGUCGUCCGCUACGACUUCCCCUCAUGCGACCAGGAGCGCCACAUCCUCGUCGACCUCACCCACGUCCUUCCCGCCAACUCGUCCUUUGCCUACACCCAGAAGUUCACCGGCGGAGCUCUCAAGCUGGGCAGGGACAGCUACGAGGGUCACGCCACCUACUCGGGCGGCUGGGCUCAGGCGUCGGCCCACAAGGUCUACUUUUGCUCAAACAUGACGUCCGUAUCCGGCCAGGCAAAGGGCGAGACCUUCAGCUGGCAGUACGAUCCCUUCCACCCGCCGUCGACCAAGCCGGUGCUGCGCCCCUUCCAGAGCGUCCAGGCAGGCGCCGGCUCUGGCAUGGGCAUCGGCGCUCUCUUCACCCACCCGCCCACGCAGGCAGCGCAGUGCUCCAUCGAGUCGCGCAUCGGCAUCUCGUACAUCUCGUCGCAGCGGGCCUGCCAGCACAUCCGCGACGAGCUGCCCGAGUCCAAGACGAUCGACGACGUCGUCGCAGAGGCAGAGACGGCCUGGCACGACCGCGUCCUCAACCGCGUCCGCGUCGUCGACGACGGCAACCCCAUCUCCUCCAACGCCACGCUCAAGCGCAUGCUCUACACGGCCCUCUACCAGAUGGCCCUCCUGCCCACCGACAAGACAAACGAGCAGCCCAACUGGAAGUCGUCCGACCUCGAGCCCGCCUACGACGAUUUCUAUACGCUGUGGGACCUGUACUCGCACACGAUGCCCCUGUACCACCUCAUCUUUACCGGCGAGUUCAGCCGCAUCCUCCGCAGCAUGAUCGCCAUCUGGAAGUUCGAGGGGUUCAUGCCCACGGGCCGGUCGGCGCAGACCAACGGCCGCGUCCAGGGCGGCACCCACGCCGACUUUAUCCUCGCCGACGCCUUCCUCAAGUCGACAGGCAAGGGGCCCGGCAAGCUCGCUGCCGAGGGGCGCAACGAGGUGUACGGCGUCGACUGGCAGCAGGCUUUCAAGGCCGCCGACAAGGAUGCGUCCGUGCUGCCGGAGCGCAACGCCGAUCCCGUCGCGUUUGACGGCGCGACAAAGGAAGGCCGAGGUGCGCUCGACGAGUACAACGACUACGGCUUCAUCACCCGCAACCACACGCGCAGCGUCAGCCGGACCAUCGAGUACGCCUUCAACGACUUUGGCAUCUACGCCCUCGCCAGCGGCCUCAAAAAGGCGGCCAAGGUCCUCGACCGCUACCGCAAGCAGGCUUCGCGCUGGACCUUGAUCUGGAACCCGGAUGCCUCGACCGAGCUCGCCGGCGUAGGGAGCUUCCGCGGCUUCCCCUGUCCGCGCAACGCCGACGGCAGCUGGAACACGACCAACUACGACCCCAAGUCGUGCGGCGGCUGCGGCUGGGGCGACGAUUUGUACGAGGCCAAGGUGUGGGAGACGGCCUUCGGGUCCGCACCGCACGACACGGCCAAGCUCAUCGAGCUCAUGGGAGGCGACGACGCCUUCCUCAAGCGUCUCGAGGCUUCCUUCCUGCCCGGGUUCGGCACCAGCGUCGGCGUCAACAACGACGCUGGCACCUCGCUGUGGAACGCCGGCAACGAGCCCAGCUUCACGGCGCCGUUCCUCUACAACCUGGUCCCGGGCAACGCCUGGAGGACCGUCAAUGAGACCCGGCACAUUGUCGACCGCUACUACUCGGACACGCGGAACGGGUAUCCGGGCAACGUCGACGCCGGAGCCCUCAACUCGUGGCUGCUUUGGAACCUCGUCGGCCUGUCGCCACUCGCCCCUCUGCCCAUCUACUUUAUCUCGGCGCCUCGCUUCCCGACGCUCGAGAUGGACCUCUUUGCGGGCACCAACAGUUCGACGACGCUCAGGAUCACCGCCAACAAGCUCGACACCCAGUCCAACUUCUACCCGCAGAGCGUCACGCUCAACGGCAGGCCGGUCAAGCGCGGCUGGCUGUGGCACCACGAGCUGGCGCAAGGUGGCGACCUCGUCUUUGAGAUGGGGCCCGAGCCGGCGCAGUGGGACAAGGAUGGCGAGCGCGUCCCCAGCCUGAGCACCGGCGACUUUGACUAG